Messenger RNA from Xenopus tropicalis (tropical clawed frog), 11768 nucleotides. RefSeq names its product bromodomain and WD repeat domain containing 3 (gene brwd3). The record is from RefSeq and is a predicted model, not a curated record. The transcript has 40 exons. Lineage: Eukaryota; Metazoa; Chordata; Amphibia; Anura; Pipidae. The coding region runs from base 335 to 5671 and encodes 1778 amino acids.
UCCCGCCCCUCCCCUUCGCCCCGUCACUCUGGAAGCGCAGGCUUCCCACGGUGUUCAAAACCAGAAAGACAAACGCAUGCGCCUGCGCAGUUUCCCUAGUCGCUAUAGCGCCACAAGCGGCCGGAGGAGCGCAUCGCUGCUAGCUUUUGCCUUGUCUCUCAGUUCUUCUCAGGCCGGAGGGGGGAUAUUGGCUCCAUCUAAUGGGGGUGAGAGCGAUGCGGUGAAUCCGAGCAGGGAAGCAGCCGCUAUGGGGGCUCCAACACAAUAAACCCGAAGCCAGCCAAGUCUAGCUCUGCUAACCAAAGUCGGACGUGUCCUGAGGGCCGCUAGCGCCAUGGAAGCCGAGCUUUACUUCCUGAUCGCCCGCUUCCUACAGUCUGGCCCCUGCCGGAGAUCCGCACAGGUUCUGGCGGAGGAACUGGAGGAGUACCGGCUCAUCCCACCGCGCUUAGACUGGGAAGGGAAGGAACACCGCAGAACUUAUCAGGAUUUGGUGGCAGCCAAUAAACACAUCCCAUCAGACUACCUGCUUAAAAUCUGCGAGCGUUUUGGACCUAUCCUAGAUCAAGAAAUCCCGCAGAGUGUUCCUGGGUUGCAUAGUCUGUUGGGACUUGGAAAACAGUCACUGCUCAGAAGUAAAAAAGACUGCAAGAAUACACCAUGGAAAGGGACAGCUUUUGCAGCUUUGCACAGAGGGAGACCACCAGAACUUCCAGUCAACUAUGGCAAGCCCCUCAACGUUGUAAAUAUCACUUGCGCCAGAUAUCAGACUGGAUAUGCACAUUACCAUCGCAUAUUUCCAUCUUCAACUUAUCAGCAGAUGAAAAUGCACAAGAGGAUUUUGGGCCAUCUUUCAUCUGUAUACUGUGUGGCUUUUGAUCGCACUGGAAGACGUAUUUUCACUGGUUCAGAUGACUGUCUAGUCAAAAUAUGGGCAAGUGAUGAUGGACGUCUUCUUUCCACACUACGUGGCCAUUCAGCUGAAAUCUCUGAUCUGGCUGUGAAUCAUGAGAAUACAUUGAUUGCUGCUGGCAGCUGUGAUAAGGUGGUGCGUGUGUGGUGCCUUCGUACAUGUGCACCAAUAGCUGUGCUGCAGGGUCAUACAGCUUCUAUCACUUCCAUACAGUUUUGCCCAGGAACAAAAGAAAAAACAAGAUACCUCACAUCUACUGGUGCUGAUGGGACAAUCUGCUUCUGGGAGUGGCAUGCAGAUACCAUGACAUUUAAUGAUCGCCCUGUGAAAUUUGCAGAGAGGUCCAGGCCUGGGGUUCAGAUCUCCUGCUCAUCCUUUAGUUCAGGUGGUAUGUUUAUAGCCACAGGAAGUACUGAUCAUGUGAUAAGAAUAUACUACCUGGGAUCUGGUUCACCAGAGAAGAUAGCUGAAUUGGAAGCACAUUUGGACAAAGUGGUCGCUAUUCAGUUCUGCAACAAUUCAGAUCGAUUGUGCUUUGUCAGUGGAAGCAGAGAUGGCACUGCUCGGAUUUGGCAAUAUCAGCAGCAAGAGUGGAAAAUGACUGUUCUGGAUAUGACUGCCAAGAUGGCUGGAAGCAGUGUUAUAAAUACAGAAGACAAAGUGACCAAGCUUAAAGUCACUAUGGUAGCAUGGGACCGAUCUGAUUCUUCGGUUAUUACUGCUGUAAACAAUUUCUUUCUGAAAGUUUGGAACUCUCAUACUGGCGAACUUCUUCAUAUAUUGUCUGGCCAUGAUGAUGAAGUUUUUGUUUUGGAACCUCAUCCUUUUGAUCCAAGGAUUUUAAUCUCUGCUGGGCAUGAUGGAAACAUAUUUGUGUGGGACCUCGAAACAGGAACCAAAAUUCGUAAUUACUUUAACAUGAUUGAAGGUCAGGGUCAUGGAGCCGUGUUUGACUGUAAGUUCUCGCCUGAUGGUCAAAACUUUGCCUGUACAGAUUCUCAUGGACAUCUUUUACUCUUUGGUUUUGGUUGCAGUAAACCAUAUGAAAAGAUUCCAGAACAGAUGUUCUUCCAUACAGACUUUAGACCUCUAAUAAGAGACUCCAACAGCUAUGUUUUGGAUGAACAAACUCAACAAGCCCCACACCUAAUGCCCCCUCCAUUCCUAGUAGACGUUGAUGGCAACCCACAUCCUACCCGUUUUCAGCGCUUGGUGCCAGGACGUGAGAAUUGUAAAGAUGAGCAGCUCAUACCUCAGCUGGGAUACAUGUCAAAUGGCAAUGGCGAUGUGGUGGAGCAGGUCAUUGGCCAGCAAACAGGAAACCAGGAGGAAAGUAUUCUUGAUGGGAUAAUCCGAGAACUCCAGAGGGAACAGGAUGAGAGGCAUACAAAUGAAGCCGAGGAUGUGGAUACACCCAGAUAUAACAGAACAGACUCGAGAAAUGGAGUAUUAAGAAGUAUUAGCUUGGAUUUAUCAUCUCCACCUAAUGUUGGCCUUCGCCGGAGUGGCCAAAUUGAGGGUGUUCGCCAAAUGCAUAGUAAUGCACCUCGGAGUCAAAUUGCAACAGAAAGAGACCUAAUGGCCUGGAGCAGAAGAGUGGUAGUAAAUGAACUGCAUCCUGGUGUUAUCAGGGUCCAGGAAGAAUGCAGAAUUUCUAAAGGCGAAAUGGAAAUCAGUUUGUACAACACAGAGAAAAAGAGGAAACCAACUAACCCUGCUCAGAGGAAUGAUUAUCAAGCUUUUGGUGGGCGAUCACUUAGACGAAUACAGCGGAAGCGCCAGCAUGCCUACCAGACACGUUCAACCAUUGAACAUGAUGCAAGAGCUAAAGUUCCAAGUACAAAUGGGGAAGAUUCGCAGAGUUCCCCCGAGGAGGAGGAGUCCCAACAUUCAACAGAGGCUUCAGGAGAUGAAGCUGCAGCUCAGUGGCAAUCAGAAACCUCUUCCAGUAAUUCAUCUAGUGAAUAUUCCGACUGGACUGCAGAUGCAGGAAUCAAUCUCCAGCCUCCCAAAAGACAGACACGGCAAACAACAAGGAAAAUGUGCAGCAGUUCAGAGGAUGAGAACGCUAAAGAGGAAGAGAAGCCGAGGAAACACAAACUGACCAGACGGAAGAAACAAAGUGAGCGUCUUUCUAUGGAAGGAGAGCCAAGUGAAGAAUGGAUUCCCCCCCAGUGGAUCUUGGACACCAUCCCACGUCGUUCUCCUUUUGUUCCCCAGAUGGGAGAUGAGGUUAUUUAUUUCAGACAAGGCCAUGAAGCUUAUGUACGAGCAGUAAGGAAGGCUAAAAUAUAUAAUAUUAAUCCACAAAAGGAGCCAUGGAACAAAACGGAUCUCAGGGAUCAAGAAUUUGCUAAGAUUGUAGGAAUUAAGUAUGAGGUGGGGCCGCCUACAUUAUGCUGCUUAAAACUUGCCUUACUGGAUCCUACUUCAGGCAAAAUAACUGCAGACUCUUUCUCUGUUAAAUACCAUGACAUGCCUGAUGUUAUUGACUUCCUUGUCCUUUACCAGUUUUAUAAGGAGGCGAAAGAGAGAAACUGGCAGAUAGGAGACCGGUUUCGAAGCAUUAUUGAUGAUGCAUGGUGGUUUGGCACAGUGGAAAGUCAGCAGCCAUUCCAGACUGAGUAUCCUGACAGUUUAUUCCAGUGCUACAGUGUACACUGGGAUAAUAAUGAAAGAGAAAACAUGAGUCCUUGGGACAUGGAACCAAUUCCAGAUGGCACAGCUUUGCCUGAUGAAAUGGGUGCUGGUGUUCCCGUUACUUCCGAUGAACUGAAGUCUUUGCAGUAUAAACCGGAGGAGGGAGAGUGGGGAUUGUACUCAAGAGAUGAGGUUUGCGAAAGAGUUAUCCAAGGAAUUGAUCAGCUACUUACUCUUGAUUUUGCCAGCCCAUUCAGUGCUCCUGUGGAUCUCAGUGCCUACCCCUUAUACUGCACUGUGGUAGCAUACCCAACAGAUCUAAGCACCACAAGGAAGAGACUGGAGAGCCACUACUAUAGGAGGCUUUCUGCCCUAAUAUGGGAGGUCCGCUAUAUUGAACACAAUGCAAGAACAUUCAAUGAGCCUGACACUCCAAUUGUUAGAACUGCCAAAAUUGUGACAGAUGUGCUGUUGCGUUAUAUUGGGGAUGAGAAUUGUAAUGAUAUAUUAGAGAUCUACAAUCAAGUAAAGACUGAAGAUACUGGCAAUACAGAAGAUGAGGAGGGUGGAGCAGUUGAUAUGGAAUCAGAUGCCCCAGGGACAUCAUCUGGUCGGGCUGUUACCCGUCGCACUAAAAGAGAUCUACUUCGUUCCAAUCCUGAUUCAUGGAAAGAUAAAUGCAAAGAACUACUAGAUUUAAUAUAUGAGCGGGAAGAUUCUGAACCCUUUAGGCAACCAGUCAAUCAAGUCUCAUAUCCUGAUUAUCAGGAUAUUAUUGAAACACCAAUGGAUUUUAGCACCGUGAAAACAACGUUAGAAGCUGGAAAUUAUAGUGACCCGUUGGAAUUUGCUGCAGAUGUUCGACUAAUCUUCAGUAACUCCAAAGCAUACACUCCAAACAAAAAAUCUAGAAUCUACAGUAUGACUCUUCGACUCUCUGCACUAUGUGAAACCUACAUAAAGGAUAUCAUCUCUGACUACAAACUAGCCAUGCAACUCCAACAGAGAACAAGGCGGAAAUACAGAAGGCGAAUUAGGAGCAGCAGCAGCAGCAGCAGCAGCAGCAGCAGCAGUAGUAAUAGAAGAAGAAGUAGUAGUAGUAGUAGUAGUUCUAGUUCAGCAUCCAGCAGAGCAUCCAGCCCAGACACAAAACCUCGGAAAAUGAAGCUUCAACCGAAACUUAAUCAGAACCCUCCACAUCCUCUUCCUAGGAGCAGCUCUUCAUCCACUUCUCAAAUGUCUGAUACUGAUGUAGAGCCUGAUGGAAAGCCUUUUUCUGAAGAUAUGGAUCAAGAGCCAUCUUCAUCUGGAUGCAGCAAACCUGAAACACACAAAGAACAGGAGAAUGUGACCAAGAGCAAAAAUUCUCCUGUGAAAGAGGAACAUACAAAUGGCCCUCUAACAAAUGGCGAUGGAGGAAACACACCAAAAACCAAGAGAAAGUUGCUAAGUUCUUCUGAGGAUGAAAGUCCAGAAGAUGGAGAGCAAAUGGAAGAAAAGCCUGAUAAAAGUCCAGCAUGUUCUCGUGAAAGAGACUCUGAAUCAAGUUUAAGUUCGAAGAGUGAGUCAGAAUCAGAGAGCAGUUCUGAUUCUGAAUCCAUUAAGUCAGAUCAGGAUUAUAUUGAUGGCGACCAUCAUUAUAGCAAAGAGCCCCGUACAAAGUUUAAGAGAAAAUUUUGUAAAUCUGGAGAGGCUAAAACGAGAGGAAGGGGUCGAGGAAGAGGCAGAGGAAGAGGACGUGCAAAAGGUUAUAAUCGUGGUGUGGAGGAAGAGUUAAAAAAAGGUAGGGGCCGGGGCAGAGGAAGAGGAAGAGGAGCAUGGAAAAAAGAACCUUCAAGGACACCGGCAUUAAAACGUGCGCAAUUGACAGAUGAUGAAGAUGAUGACAAUGUGGAUGAUGAAGAAAGUGAUUGUGUAGAGCAACGAAGAAAAAAACCUAGGAUAAACACCAGGAACCAGGGCAGAAGAACUGUGUUAUAUAAUGAUGAGUCUGAUAAUGAGCAUGAUGGUGCGGGGCAAUAUGAUGAUCCCUUAAACCUGGGAACAUCCAGGUCUGGAAGAGUGAGAAAAAUGACGGAAAAGGCCAGAGUGAGUCAUCUGAUGGGAUGGAAUGGGUGAUAAGUACUGGCAACUUAAAAAGAUAUCUAUAUAUACAAAUAGAUUUUAUUUUAAAAUGUACACAGAGGGGUCUUCUACUGCAGGGAUUCUAUCAGAACAAAUUCCAUGGAGAAUAUUUGUCGGCCUGUUAAAUUUUUCCGGUGGUGCUUUUUCCAUGCAAUUGUGUAUGUGUAAAUCAUUCACAUAUUAAGGCCAGCCUUAUUUAUUAGGUCUUAAGCCACAAAAAAAAAUCCAACACUACAUUUUUAAGGGUGCAACUUUUGGCUCAGUAAGAGUGGCAUGAAAUGGUUUUCAUUUUCAUUUUUUUAAAAUCCUAAUUCUAGCUUUUGUGUGUGUGUGUGUGAUUCAGCACCUUUUUACAGAGAUUUUUAUAUGUUUUGUGACUUUAUGCUUCAAAUACAAAAUAUUUUUUUGCACAAGAUACCAACCCUGAGGGCAGCUAGAAAAUGUUUACAGUUUAUAAACCUUUCUGUGGAGCUCCAUUAUAGUAAUCUUCCGAUGCCAAAUGCUUAUUUUCUGAGUUACGCUGAACAACAUAUGUAUUACAGUCUACUUCAUAGCGUUUUCUUUUUGUGUAGGAGUAAUAUCGUGUUUGUGCCUUUGUAAAUAUGGAUGGAUGAAUUAGUGUUUCAUGUCAAAAUGUGCAUUAUGAAAUAUUACAUGACAAAUCUGCACUUGGUAACUUCAACAGAAAUUCAUAUCUGUUGGUAUGGGGAGCGUUUAAUGUAAACAAUUGACAGACUGUUACUUUAAUGGCUAGGAUUUAGCUCCCAUUGUGAUUCUAUAGCACCAAAUCAUGGGUAAGCUUGUUUAGUCUGUGAUUCUACUAUGAAGCAAUACUUUUGCAUUAAAGAGGAAACAUUUUUGUUUUCCUGUAUUUACAAGUAUCCAAAACUUGUGGUUCAAAUUUAACAUGAUGAGGCAAGCUGGUGAACAAUUUUAAAUAGAUGAUGUUUUUGUUUUGUUUGUUAUGAUGAGGAGCCUAUCACAUCUCAUUAAACACUGAAGAAUCUAUUAUGAUAUAAUGAAGGCGUUAGAAUGGGUUGUGUAUUUGUUUAACAAUUCCGCUUAAUUGCAGCACCAGAUUAGUAGAAUGCUAUAUUUGUAUUGCUAAUGAAGAAAAAUAAGUUUCAUUAAUUCCUAAAUAUUGAAUGUCACAUUCUUUUGUUGUUGCCUUGCUAAACAUCCAUACUAUAUAAAUGCUUAUAUUUGUUAAAAAAUCUUAAACACUGUAUCCAAGAAAAGCAGUUAAACCUUUUCAUACAUGUACCAAUGAUAUUGUAUGAAAAGGGAGCUAGGGUAUGGCUGACUUUGGGCACUAUAAAAGUGCAUUGUCAUUAGGUUGUGUAUUUUAAUGUAAAAAUUAAUGCUAUAAAUUCCUACCUUGUUCAGGUUGUGUACUCCAUUACUUUAAGCAUUGUCCAAAUCCAAAUCCGCCUGUAAGUUCUUUUAUUAAGCAGCGUUUUGGACUCUAAAGGCUAUGACACAUGGGAAAUUUUGAAAGAGACCGCCAUCUAUUUAUUUCUAUGGCAGUUGCAUACAGGCAGAGGUGUAGUUGCUUGUUAGAUGAUUGUUGCUUUGGAAACUUUGAAGUCUGUAUUUCCAUGGCCCAACAAGUGAUUGCACCAGUGCUUGCAACUGAAAACUGUCAAUCAUCUUGUGCUACUUCCCUAAAAGCAACCCCAGAUUUACAAAGAAAAAGUGUCACUUUUACACAAGGCUUAUUAUUUUUCUAGCUAGCAUAUGUAAAUAUUUAUUUAUUUCAUGGCAGAAGUGUAAAGUUAGCCAUAAAGGGAAGCUUUAAAAACCUAUUUACUGUUUCAAAGACUUUAUGUUGUUGUUUUAUUAUUGUAUUUGCAUAAUAUUUUUUAUUUGACUACUAUAGUCUUCCUUGUUUAGCUUUUGUUUAUAUUUUGGAUCAUUCCCGCCCAUCUAAUAAUAUUCAUUUAGGCUUAUCCCUUGUAUGGUCUUUUGCAACCUCUAUGGGUCUUUUAACAUCUGGAGUGAGAAGCCACCAUUCCAUAAGAGAACUAAAAUCCUAAACAUGCAAAAUGAGCAUCUUCUUUAAGCAGAAAUUUAGUAAGUAAUGUAAUAUUUUACCACACGAUAAAUAUGUAUACAGUGUCAUGCAAAGCAAUUCUUUUGAUUGUCCCAUAAAUUUGUUUUACAUUUCAGAAUACUUCAUGCACAGUAUGUGGUCUGUAUUUUAUUUGCAAGUUAUUUAUUUGAAAAAACUCUCCGUCAGUUCAGCCAUUGCUGCUGCAUCGGUGACACUGUGUUUGGGGAUAGAUGAAGGACCUAUGGUGUGGAUCAUUAAUGUAAACAGUGUCUGCAUGCUGCUGGAGCUUUGUCCUAUCCCCAAGCCUGACAUGGUUGCUGCAGCAAUAAUGGCUGAAGAAAUGUCUGGGGUUGCCAAGGUUUUAGUUAAAAAAGGGUAUUUUAGGCCAAGAAUUUUAUUAAAUGGAUACUAACAUGUUCAAUAAAAACACAGACAAACCAGUAUCCCUUUAAUAAUGCUUCUUGCAGGGUAAUCGCAUGUUAUCUAGCCUGUGUUUCAGUUAUUUAUAUGAUAAUGUGUACUAUAGGGACUUUGUUGUACACAUCUAGCCAUGCUAGUCCUUGUUUAUAGCACAUUAUAAGCAAUGGGAAUUAAAUACAUCAUAUAACAGUAUUUAUGAAACUGGAGCAGUGCAACAUGGUUACUAUAUUGUUGUACAUUACUUAAGUAAAGUGACCUAUGUGAGGGCCAUAUGUGUUCAGAUAUGUAACUGUCUGUAAAUGACUCACUUUGAACUACAUAGCCAAUUCUAAAGCCUUGUUGUUUUGUACUCCAGACUAGAUGUAUGUAUAUGUAUAUUUUAUUCUUCUCUUUGGUGCACAGAUGAAUUACCAGCAGCAUUUGGUGCUUACUGCAUUCUUUCACAUAUUUGGAUUAAAAGGGCUUCACUUCUCCUUCAUCUCUUAUGUAUUUUUGAUUUGCUCUGCUAGGUUGGGUUUCUUGGCUUCAGAUUGCUCCCUAUUUUAAUCUUUACCAAACCGCUGUUAUUGAAUGUCAUGAGUUUUAUUUUCUAAAAUGUAAUAAGCUCUGGGAUCAUGAAAUCAUAACCCAGUAUUGUAAUUUUUAAAUAAACCAUUUUUUUUUUUAAUUUAUUGCCAAAUGUAAAUCUAACUUAACCUUCAACACCUUAGAAUUGGUAGAAUGCAUCCAAUAUGUGUGGUAGCCACACAACCAUUCUACCACCCAGGCGAUUAGUAGCUUUGAUGACUCUGUUCACUUGUAUGGCUGCAAGGGUAGAUACAUGGGUUAAAAAAGCUGACAAUCACUGCAUUUCUAAAGUACAGUUGCUAGAUAAAGUCCAUCGAAGCUUGCAGGAAGUCAUUUGAACGUAUAAGUCUAUGGAGGGGGGAUGUUUUUGACCCUUGCUCGUGGAGGUCUUAAUUACUGCAAGGACAAAGCUUCAUUAAUUACCUAUGAUACAGCCCUAAAGGAGGUCCAGCCUGCUAAGUAGGGUUUUGUAUCUAUGCAGUUGUAGGGAAUGGAUUUUUCAAUAGAGAAUGUUUGUUAGCUAGCCUCUCACUACUCUUCAGUUUGCCUGUACCAUAGCAAAUAUGGUCUCUUAGGGACUGAGAUUCAAAAUAGGCCCUGCCGUUACAAAUACAAAGUGGGACAAAUAGCUGCCCACAGGCAACUUACAGCAGUAUCUAUGGCAUUUGCCAAAAUUUACAGAUUGCCAAUCCAGGCCUCGACUAUCUAUUAGUAAUCACAGGUUUGAUUCCUUACAACGUAAUACUAUAGAAAACUUCUUGAGGUGUAAUGGUCCUCCAAAAACUUCCUGUAGACUAUUAACUAUGACAUUUGGCAUUAGGGCUGAUAUAUCUGAGUUAUUCUCCCUAAUGCACCCUAAAAUUGUAAUUAGUUUAUGCUAAUGCACUAAUGCAGUUGUAGUGCUGAUGUUUCCUUUCGCCAUACCCUGUUUUUGUCACUCACUGAUAGCUUAGUAAAGACAGCAGAAUACCACCAUUCUCUGAAAUCAUGGCAAAUGUGAUUGUAUCAUGCUGUCUGCUUGUGCUAUUGUAAGCAACCUUCUGUGUUGCAAAUCCAAGCAGGAUUCUUCUGUACCAAUAUCAAAUGUUAAAUUUACUAAAACGUAAACUGCCAAAUAAGUGACCUUGUUAAAAAAAAAAAAAAUUAAGGGUGAAAUAAUUCUAAGAAAUGCUCAUGAGAAAUAUAUUCUUCAGGCUUUUUUAUCAUAGGCAGGAAAAUGUACACAAUAAAAACCUCACUUAUAGGGAAUAGAUUAAAUAAACCCAGAAAGUGAUGGGAUCAUUGCAUGAAUGGUCAACACUGGGGUAAUAUAUAUUACUUAGAAACAGUGAUUGUUGUAUUAGCAGGUUUAUUACCAAUCACCACAAUGUUUUAAGAGUCAGAAUUUAAAAAAAAAAAAAAAAGCCUUUUUUUUUUUUUUUUACUUAAAAUUGCCCUGUGUUGAACAUUCAAGCAAAGCAUUUUAUGGCUUUAAAUUAUCUCCUGGUGCUAUGUACAAUGUAUUAUAAAGUGGUUACUAAGGUCAGACUGGCCUGCCACAGAACCAGAGGAUUUUUCUCCUUUUUCACCGCAGGCCUAUGUAACACCCAUAAUAUUUAUUGUUUGAUGGGUGUGAGCAUAGUGUCUAGAUUUCAGGUUUUCUGGGGGCCCAAGGAGGUCUUAGUCUGACACUGGUAAAGUCCAAAACCUAACAGGGUGUGCUGGGAGUUGCAAAGCAGAUAGCAGCAUCAACCCCGAGCAUUUUGGGGCACACUACACUUUUAGGAAAGCAGCUACAAACCGUUAAAAAGGAGAUAGAAACAUGACUCCAUUGCUUUCCUCUACAGAGAACUUAACUUCAGCCUCACUUCUUGAGUAUUCCUUUUUCCAACAUGUUUCCACCUUGACUUCUGAAAGGCAUAUAUCCAUUUCGAAAUAUCAUGUUUAGACAUUUUUCUUUGAUUUAAACUAAUUUCAGAAAAACUGUUAUGUGACGAUAUAUUGCUUGUGCCCUGGAACAGCAUAUUCAAAGUUGAUUUUUACAUGUAUGUAGAGUUGCCCAGUGUUAAUUUGAAGAAAUUAACAUCUAAAUCAUGUAAAUUUAAGAUUGAUAAACAAUCUAUCUCUUUUACUUUUAUUUUAGUUAUCUUAUUCUGCUCCUCUAAAGGCAUUGCAUCCCAUAGGUUUAUUAAAUACUAUAUGAUAGUCUCUUUUUUUUUUUUUUUUAAAUAUCUCCCUGCAUGUAAGAUCCUUGGAAGGAACAAUAUGGUUUGUUGAUUAUUGCAUGUAUUACAGUGGCGUCAAUGCCAAAGCAACCUGUUUUUAUAGAUAAAACUUCCCUGCCUGUGGCCAACACCCUUGUAGUUUAACAGCUGUAGGGUCUCGUUAAUUUUGCUGCUAUGAUGGAGCUUACGGACCAUUAGUUUUAGUUAAUGUACAUUCUUAUGUGAACAUGUAGCUUAUCUGUGAAUUUAAAAAAAAAAAAAUUCUGCUUGGAAAUUGUUAAUAACAAAAUAGUCUCCCAUUUUACUUAUAUGCAUUCUCAUUAGUUCUUGAUUUAUAACCUUUCCACCCUCAAUGUCAUUCUUUCAUUUUAAUUUGACUAUAUUUAAUUGAGCUUUAAAAGCCAUGUGACACAAUAUAAAGGCAGGGUUCAAUAUAUGGCUUCUCUCUACAUUAGCCAUGAGCAGUAGAGCAAGUACAUUCAUGAUCAUUCUGCCAUCUCAUGGAAUUUAACUUAAUGCCUACUGUGACCAAUCAAAAUCCAGAGACUGCCAUCUUGAAAAUCUGUUAAUAACUUCCCAUUGCAUGGUGGGUUACAAUCUUUGGUGCUUUAUUAAAUAGGUUUAUAGAUAAAAUAGGUUUAGGAUUUUUAAGGUUUGCCAAGUAUUUCUCUGCUUCUGGUUUGGUAUUAGCGCCACAUUGUAUAAACUCAUUCCACAAAUGCAUUAAAUGGCCUCAUCACAUGGGUUGGACUUAUGCAUUACAAUUUUAUUAAGAUGCUUUGUCAAGUUUUUACUGAACGUCUGAUGUCUCAGGUCUUAUGAAAUAAUUCAGGGAUUUUUUUAUUGC